This is a messenger RNA of Thyridium curvatum, 2619 nucleotides long. RefSeq lists its product as uncharacterized. Lineage: Eukaryota; Fungi; Ascomycota; Sordariomycetes; Thyridiales; Thyridiaceae. The transcript has 2 exons. Bases 1 to 2619 code for a protein of 872 amino acids. The record is from RefSeq and is a predicted model, not a curated record. Gene Ontology annotation, molecular function: metal ion binding.
AUGAGGCCCAUCCUGCUGACAGCUGCCCUCCUGGCAGUUGCCAACGCCAAUCCAGCUCCUAGUCUUACCUUCAAGGCCCUGACCGGCCGUGACGUCGAGGCCAAGCCGAACGAGGCUGAGCAGCCUCCUCAGGGUGUCCCCUUCGCCGCCGGCGCUGAGAACCAGACUGGCGAGCAGGAGGGGUCAUGCCCCUUUGCCGCCGAGGGUGAGGCAGGCGAUGGCGUCAGGCCGGGCUGCGACCCCAACGGCCGGCAAUACAUCCCCAUCCCCUUCCUCGACAUCAACCCCAGCGGCAAGAGGUGCAGUGACAAGGAGUACUGCAAGCCCAAGCGUCGUUGCGGCGAGCACGACCACGAGUGCCGCCGUGACUGUGAGUGCAAGAAGAAGGACCACGAGUACUUCGUCCACCACUAUCACCAUCACCACCACGACCACGGCGAGCACCGCCACAGGCACGAUCACGGUGAGCACCGUCACGUCCAUGACCACGGCGAGCACCACCAUCGCCACCACUACGACGACCGGCUUCUGGACGACCCCAACCGGUUCCUGAGCCGCGGCGACGAGUGCGACCGGCGCUACAUCGUCCUCAAGGGCGACACCUGCUGGGACAUCGCCAACCGGCACCAGCUCGGCCUCGACGCCCUGCGCACCUUCAACCCCUUCCUCGACCCGGAGUGCCACAUCUACCCUGGCCAGACGCUGUGCCUGUCGGAGCGCCGCCUCGUGCCCGUCCCCGAGGCCGAGCGCGCCGCCCUGGCCGGCGAGGGCCGCCUCGGCCGCACGGAGGAGGAGCGCCGCCGCGAGCGGGACGAGGAGCUCCGCCGCCUCCGCGACGAGGAGGGCGACAGGGACUCUGGCCGUCGCCGCGGCGGCGGCCGUGACCGUGGCGGCGAGCGCGGCCGUGACCGUGACCGCGACUUCCGCGGCUUCGGCGAGGGAGAGGGCGAGGGCCGCAACCGCGACCGGGACCGCGAUGACUUCCUGCGCCGCUUCAACGAGCUCAGCGGCAAUGACGGCAUCGGCGAGGAGCGGGGCCGCGAGCGCCAGGGCCUGCGCGACGAGUUCCUCCGCCGCUACUUUGGCGAGGAGGGCGAGCGUGGCGGCCGUGAUGGCCGUGACGGCCGUGACGGCGGCCGUGGCGGUCGCGACGGCGGCGAGGACGAGCGCCGCGGCCGCGAGGAGCUCAUCCGCCGCCUGCGCGAGCACUUUGGCCGCGGCGGCCGCGAUGGCGAGGGCCGUGAGGACCGCAACCGGGGCCGCGAGGACUUCCUGCGCGAGCUGGAGCGCUACCGCGGGGACGGCGGCGAGGAGCGCUGCCCCGAGCACCACGAGUGCCGCCGCUGCCCCGACGGCGAGGAGUGCCGCUUUCGCCACAAUGGUAACCCUUGCCGCGAUGGCCACCAGUGCCGCCGCCGUGGCGUGGAGCGCCGUACCGUGGUAAAGCGCGAGGAGGAGGAGAAGCCCCAGGGCCCGCAUGGCAACGGCGGCUUCAAGCCGGGCCACGGCCCCGGCAAGGGCGAGAGGAUCAAGGUCAUCAUCCCGCUCAGCCCGAACGGCGAGUUCGCGCCCCCGGAGAGGCAGGGAGGCGCCGGCAACCCGACCGGCAUCCGGGCCGACGCCGACCUCGAGGGCUGGAAGGCCAAGGUGCAGGAGAUGCUGGGCAAGAAGUGCCCAUUUAGCGCCGGUGACGAGGAGCAGGAGUGCCACGCCACCUCGUGCCUCCGCUGCGAGAAGUUCUACGAGGUCCGCCGCGGCGACACGGCCUCGCGCAUCUGGCGCCGCUUCGGCAUCUCGGGCGAGGAGCUGCGCGAGCUGAACCCCUGGCUCAACGACGACUUUGACCUCUACCCGGGCGAGAAGCUGUGCGUGCGCGGCUGCGGCAUCGGCGGCGGCGAGGGCGGCGAGUGCCCCUACAAGCAGAGGUGCAAGCUCCUCCGGGACCACGAGGGCCGCGAGGUCGACGACCCGCGCUGCCCGCUCAACGGCCACACCUGCCAGGAGAUCACCGGCGGCGAGGACAGGGAGGACGACGGCGGGCCCAGGAUCGACUUUGACCUGCUCGGCGGCGUCAGCGACGGCGAGUGCGCCGGCGCCCCCGGCGAGGAGCCGCGCCCCGGGUGCCCCUUCGGCAACGGCAACGGCUCCGGGCGUCCCCGCGUCCACCAUGUGCACCACCGCGGCAAGCGCGCCGAGGGCGAGAGCGACGUCGACUCUGCCGAGGCUACUGCUGCUGCCGAGGACGACAAGCAAGUCGAGGAGACCGACGCCGAGGACGCCGAUGACUUCGAGGCCGAUGUCGCCGAGGAGGGCGAGGACGACGAAGACUACGGCCCGCCCGUGACCUCGAGCGGCGGCCCCCCUCCGGCUGACGACGACGACGACGACUCGGAGGAGAAGGAGGGUAAGAAGAAGGAUAUCACCCCCAGGCCUUUCUUCCCUCUGCCCAGCGGGCCCUUCGGCCACGAGCACGGCUACGGCCAGGAGGACAACGCCACGGCCACGUCCACCGAGUCGGCCAAGCCUGCCGUCGUCACCGGCGGUGCUAGCCGGGCCGCUCUCACGACGGCGCUGGGCGUGGUCUUUGCUAGCACUGCCUUUGCGAUGCUGUUCGCCUAA